CUCGUGUUCCAUUUUCGUCAUGACGAGCUUGAUAUGGUUAACAGCACAAGAAGCUGCAAAGAACAGAGGAAAAGUUCUUUCCUUGUACCGUCAAUUACUGAGGAGCCUUAACUCACCAAAGCUGCAGCUUAGCUACGCUUCAAGACUCGCAAAGAAAGCUGAGGUUAAGACCAUCUUCUUGUUUGGCUCCGAGGAGAUCUCGAAACACAACGUUGCCGAUCUCAUCCGUACUGGUGAAUAUGCUCUUUCUCAGUUGAAACAAGGCAAAAUCCCAAACAACACUACUCAGUAUUGAGAGCCAAAAUGUUGUUUCCAUGGCAUUUCUCCAUCCUUGGUGAUUACAAUUUUCAAGUCUUUCAUCAAUACAUAUGGCGUGAUGCUCUUUUUCAUUUAUUGGAAACCUUGAA
Molecule: messenger RNA, 407 nt
Organism: Eutrema salsugineum
Lineage: Eukaryota; Viridiplantae; Streptophyta; Magnoliopsida; Brassicales; Brassicaceae
Exons: 1
Coding region: 20-295 (91 amino acids)
Source: RefSeq, a predicted model, not a curated record